Molecule: messenger RNA, 959 nt
Organism: Nannospalax galili (Upper Galilee mountains blind mole rat)
Lineage: Eukaryota; Metazoa; Chordata; Mammalia; Rodentia; Spalacidae
Product: sorting nexin-4-like
Exons: 6
Coding region: 293-817 (174 amino acids)
Biological process (GO): protein transport
Molecular function (GO): phosphatidylinositol binding
Source: RefSeq, a predicted model, not a curated record
CGCGGCGCAGAACUGCAGCUAUAGCGCCAGCGAGUCCGGAUCCAAGAGACCGCUGCAGCCUGCGCCCGUGAAGCCGCUCCGACGCUGUGGUGGAAGCUGCGGUCAGGGAAGAGACCGCGGGCGCCGGGGCGAGAGAGCUCAGGGGUCGACAUGAUGACAGAGAACACAUUUUGGUCGAAGAAGAUAGAAAUCAGUGUUUCUGAAGCCAAAAAGCUAACUGGAAGAAAUGCCAUGAACAUGCAGGAAAUGUAUACUGCUUACCUCAUUGAAACAAGGUCAGUUGAACACACUGAUGGUCAGAGCGUCCUCACAGACUCACUGUGGAGGCGAUAACAGUGAGUUCGAGUUGUUGAGUUUUAGUUUACUAUCCACGUAUCGUUGUGCCACCUCUUCCAGAAAAGCGGAAUUCAUGUGGCAUAAACUCUCUGCCAGUAACAUGGAUCCAGAUUUUGUGGAGAGAAGAAGGAUCAGUUUAGAAAACGUUCUGCUGAGGGUCGCUUCACAUUCCAUCCUCCAUAGAGACAAAAUCUUCUAUUUGUUUUUAACACAGGAAGGUAACUGGAAGGAGGCUGUGAAUGAGACUGGGUUUCAGCUCAAGUCAAGAGCACAAACUAGAAGCACUUUGGAACAUAGUCAGAGCACACCUGGCCCAAAACCAUGUGCUGCAGCACCUGCACUUGAGUGUGCUGCUGGAAGUCUUCAUACAUAUUACCGUGUCAGCAGAAGGCUUGCUCAUUCAGAAACAUUGGGAACCAUGUCAAGGUCACAGAAGUUGGAUGAGCAUGUGGAGAUCUGCAUAGAAAUAGUUAUCCUAUAAAUUUUGGGGGGGAAGGUUAAAAUUUUGGACAUAAUACUUGCUUUUUAUUAGGAGAAAUAUUGUAUUGUUUAGUUAACUUAUUUAUACAUUAUUCUCACAAUUGUGUGCUAAUAAAAAAGAAACAAAUUCUAUAAAUUUAAUU